AUGGCGGCUGCUGGACAAGAGAUCCGCGUACGACGCGCCAACUGGCGCGAGGUUCCGCAGGAGCAGAAGUUUGAGCUAUCCGACAUGGACCACACUAUGCCAAAGAUAUUCGUUCCAAUAGUCGAAGUGUUUGAGCUUCCAGAGGGAGCCGACAAGGAAGACAUUGUUGCAACCUUCAGAAAAGGCCUCGAGUUUGCCUUGACACAAUACCCCGUCGUCAACGGCUCUCUGCACAUGGACGAGGGCAAUGGCCGCUUAUGGGUUGUGACAAAGCGUACUGAUACCGUGAGCCUUUUUGUAGAGCACCUCGACCGGGACGGAGGCGAAGCGCAGCAUCCAUCCUUCCAAGAACUCGCAGAGAGGCACUUCCCAGCCUCGGAGCUCCUCCCGGAGAAACUCCUGCCCAAGGUGGUCACGGAGAAGAUGAUAUUCUCGCCUGUAGGACAGGACGCCAACGACGGAUUACUGGUCGCUACUUUCCAAAUCACAUUCAUCAGGGGGGGCUUCAUCCUCGGCCUGGCGAUGCACCACAGCAUUACCGACGCCCCCGGCUGCGAUGGAUUCCUCACCACGUGGGCGGAGAACUCGACCGCGGCCAAGAACGGUUCCCCUUUCAGGCCCAUCGACGAUUCCAACCGCGACCGCUCACGCCUCAGCGCGCCUCAACCGCCCAGCGCCGAGCGGUGGAAGCAACUCGACGGAAAGUUCACCACGCUCAAGGACGUGGGCGGACCAACUCCUCCCCCUCCUGCGGACUUUGUAGUGCCACCCAUCGUCAGCCGCACAUGGCAUUUGAGUCCGGCAAGCCUCGAGCAGCUCAAGGCGGAUGCCUCACCAGUGCGGAGCCCGGGAGACGGCGACAUCGAGGCUCAGUCGUGGAUCUCGACCUACGACGCCGUCAUGGCUGUCUUCUGGAAGACCAUGACGCGCGCCAAGAUCCCCCUGCUCAAGCCAUCCAUGGACGAUAAAAGUAGCAUUGUACACCCUGCCAACGCUCGCUCCAGGCUUGACCCGCCACUGCCAUCACGCUACCUAGGCAACGGAUGCGCCCUUCCCCGCGCGGGGCCCUUGCCCGUGGGCGACCUCAUCGAGGCCGACCUGCGCCGGCUGGCUCCUCUGGUGCGUCAGGGCAUCAAGGAGAUAACGCCGCAGUAUACCGCGGAGAUGCCCGAGUGGGUCGCAGGCCUGCGCGACAGGCGCUGGAUAACCGUCAACAUGAACAACUUCCUGGGGCUCGACCUGGCAGGCACGAGCUGGCAGGGGAUGGAGGCGUACCAGAAGCAUGACUUUGGGUUUGGCCUGCCGGUGGCGUUGAGAUGGCCGAAUCCCAGCUUCGAGGGCUACGUGUUCAUGUUCCCCCAGAGAUCUGGCGUCAAGGGCGCUGCACAGGAUGAGGGUCUGGAGGUCUGCGUGUGCCUGGAGGCGGGUAGUGCGGACCGGUUAUUAAAGGACGAAGAGUUGUUGAAGUAUGCUGAAGUAAGGCAGUAA
Molecule: messenger RNA, 1488 nt
Organism: Diaporthe citri
Lineage: Eukaryota; Fungi; Ascomycota; Sordariomycetes; Diaporthales; Diaporthaceae
Exons: 2
Coding region: 1-1488 (495 amino acids)
Biological process (GO): secondary metabolite biosynthetic process
Molecular function (GO): acyltransferase activity, transferring groups other than amino-acyl groups
Source: RefSeq, a predicted model, not a curated record